GGGGGUGUUCUGGCGGGGGCAGCAGCCACCCCUGUGCCGCACCAGCGAGCAGUAUGGCAGGCAAAGUGGUUGCAGAGUAGCGCGCCCUCGCUCGUCGGCUCCUUUAUUUCCUGCAGAACCUGCUGUUCGGUCCUUUGACCCUCGCAAGGGUGCUGGCGGGGCCGGGUCGCGGCCAGGGUGGGGUCCGUGCCGACCACCCUGAGGCGGCAGUCGUCGCCGCCGAGUGCGCCCGAGAAAAGGUGAAAUGUCAGGGCCGCAAGCUGGCGCGCUGCAAAGCUCCGAGCAGUGCGGAGGCCUGGUGCGCGAUGUUGUGCAUCCCCGUCGGUGGUGCAGCGCUUGAGAGUUUUCCUCCUCUCGGUUAUUGAUUCGAGCCCACUGGUCAUCUGCAUACACAUAAAACACAAUCAUGAGUGAACUUCAGGCCACCAUGGAAUUCUGCAUCGAGCUCUACAAGUUCUACAAUGUCGACCUAUUCCAGCGAGGGUACUACCAGAUUCGGACUGGCCUCAAAGUGUCCCCAAAGGUGCCGGUUAAAAUCGAGGUCAGCCUGCCCAGAGCGCAAGGAGAGUAUAAAAGUGAGAUUCGAGAGGAAAUUUGUCAGAUUUGUAAAUUAAUUUUGACGAAUUCAGAGGCUGAUUCGGUUUUUCCUGCUUGCGUUGUGAACGGCACCGGCGUGAGCAAAACCUUCCAGAUUUUGUACCGAAAUGAGGAGGUCCUUCUCGACGACGUCUUCACAUUCAGAGUGCACAUUUUGGUCGACAGUCAAAAGAUUGAGGAGACUCUGGAGCGAGCAGACUUCCAGCUGAUCGUGGAACUUUGGUUCUCGGACCAGACGUUCGCCUCGGAUCAACAAACGGCGAUCGCCAGCGUCUCUAGUCGCACUUUGCAGCUCAACUUCUCGCCCACGCGGGGCCUCCACUACCACCUGCCAGUGUUGUUUGACUAUUUCCACUUGGCGGCUGUCACUCUCACCAUCCACGCCAGCCUUGUCGCUCUCCAUCAACCGUACAUUAAGAAAAGCAUCCUACACUAUGUGCAAAGUUGUACUCCGAGAUCAAGUAAAACCUGGUUGGGCGGUUCUCAGAAGUUCAAUUUUCGGCCUCCUCCAUCUUCCAACAUGGACACGGUUUUCUUUGGCCAGCUGAACACGAACAAAUGUGUGGGGUCAGGGUCGUCGCGGAUCGCCCACGCGCGGCAUGUGCACCGUGAAGUGUGCAGCAUCCUUUUGGCCUCUUUUGAGGCUCUGCAGUCGCGGCUGCACGAAUUCAUGCGACUUCUUCCAGCGUGGCAGCAGCUGCGGCUCGAAAAGUCCGACUGCGUCUCCAGGUACGCGACGCUGAGCGAACUCUCAAAGGACACGCAUCAUCGCAGUAAUCUUCUGUACGGCACCCACGGGACCCGAUCCGCAACGUCGACUCCACCUUGGGAGAGACUCAGGUCUGUUGAAGGCGAGGAGGAGUUCGUCGCCCUCGCCAACUCAGACAUUGCCCAGUUGUGCGCCGAAAACAUUUUACUGUGGCAGCAGUUCUUGGAAGCUUUCAGUUGCAAGGAGCCAGUCCACCAACACUUGGCCAGAGUUCACCACCAAUUACGAGUGAAACGAUUCGCCGAGGCGUUCUUCGUCAUAGACAACCCUCGGCACAGCGCCGGCGGUUGUUACGACGCUAAUUAUCAGAGUUACUUGACGGUCAGUGAAGCUGUGAGGCGAUCACGGUACCUCGCGGCUCUGCCUCCACUUCCGGUGUCGUGUGCCGAACUCGACGGAGAGCUCACUUCGAUGCCAAUUAUCUUCGAGGAUCAGUAUCAAGACGUGGCCGAGUUUGCAAGGAGGAGAAGUGGCACUGGCAGAAAGGCGGGCUCUGACCCGUUCUUGAGCGCCACCGCCAAUGACAAAGAGUCGUCGAGCUUGGGUGGUGGCUCUCUGAACGCAAUCGCGAUUUCGAACCCCACGCCGCCGCAACACACGCCGUCGAGCACCCCCGCCAGCGUGCAAAACUGCACGCAGGGUUCGACGCCGCUGCCCCCCGACGACUGCAGCUGCGGCAUCAACGCCAUCCUCGAGUCGCGCUCGCAGAAAAUCCAGCAAGUGGUCAAAACCGGACUGCAGCCGGCGCCGUCGCUCAACCGGGCCAGACUCCAGCACCAGCCAAAUCACCUUCGCUCCAUUCCCGCCAACUCGGCCCCGAACUCGGCCUCGGCGUCCCGAGACGAACUUCUGCUGGCAGAAGCUUUCGCCUCCAUCGUCAACAACUCGUCCAGUCCGCAGCAGGCUGGCGAAGUGCUCAGGGCCACCCUGACGCUCACACCCAGGGUCAAACCGUCCGACGUUCUGGACACGAGUACUCUUCCUGGUUUUAGGAGGUCUUUGCCUUCGCACAGCAAGUCUUUAGACUACCUGAAAAACGGCACUGGUCGCUCUUACCCCACCCUGGUCGACAUUCCACCCCCUCUGCCGCCACACGGUCCUCACGAGCCACCCUCCUUGGAUCUGAUUCCGCCGAGCAGUGCCAGGGUAAAAAUCGCCAGGUCGAGGUCAACGCAAAUCAGACGUCAACGCAGCGAGGAGGAGAGACUCCUCAGCCAGCUUGCCCUGGCUCAUCAGCGUGAAAAAGAUCUGCGAAACGCUUUGCAACUUGAGCUGCACAAACUUCCGCAGACGCCGACCAACAAGCAACGGCGGCGGACGCCGCCGCCGAAAAUGGUGAACGGAGAGAAUUCCUCGUCGGACUCGAACGGCCCGAGUUCCGACUCGACGGCGCUCGUCUCCAGCAACAAUAGGAAGUUGGAAACGAGCGUCAGCGUCCCGUACUCCCUCAGCGAAACCCUGAGGCAUUCCCAAAGCACCAUGUCCGUUCCUGCCAUUUAUUGGAGGGGAAUCACUGAUCUCAACAGCGAGUCCAUGCCUAAUCUCGGCACCACUCCCCAGGUGGAAGUAAACUCUCUGUCGCCUCAAUCAUCAUCACCGCCAACACUGCCACUGUCGGCGCCGCCAAUUCCCAGCCCCUCGACGCACAACCCACCCUUCCCGAUUUUCCCUCCCACCACCGACCUUCUCCAGCCGGGCGCCCUGAAGAAGAACGAGCAGCUCAGUUCGUCGGCCAGUGACAUCACCUCCGAACAAAGCGGGUGGGUGUCCAACUCGAGUAGACGAUCCUCCAGGGACGUGUCCAGUGGACAACUGACGCCUGAGGAGUAUAACAACAACAUCAACGACAAUCUGGGAAAGCUGAUCAUUAACGACACGGCCAUGGUCAAUGGGGAACAAUUAAAGGCCAAACUAGAGGAGUUGAAACAGUUUAGUGUGAAAAUGAGAAACAAAGCGCCCAACACUGCCAAGGCCCUUCUGCAAUACCAGGCCAAGCACCCCUACGAAGAGGUGCCGCUGCCACCACCGAAGCAGUUCCGCGACCCGCCCCUAUUCGCACCCUCGGAGGACGAGGACGAGUCUGUGCAGAAGCCACCGGUGAUGUCGAUGCCCAACAUUCUGCAGCAGCCGCUCAGAAUUCCCAAACUUCCGCCAGAGCAAUUCAGAGACUCCCCCGUCAGGAACAACGUGCUGAGAAGACAGAUUUCUCAGCAACUUGAACCUUUCCACGUGUACGAGAGCUUAUCGGACUUUGUGGCCAUCGAGGGAAAAGUCUCCGCGCUGGCCAGGAAGGCCGACCUGAUGCUGCCAGGAAACACUUCGACCCUGCCGCCAAAACUUCCCAACAAGCUGACGCGACUGCCAACGGAGAAAUCGGCCACCAUCAGCAGACUGCCGGACAAACGCAGCGCCAACCUGUCCGACCCGCAAAUCAACAAACGCACCAACCAAAAUCUGUCGCCAAAAGCUGACCAACAGAAGACUUGUUCCUGUCCGAGCGACCCCCUUCUGCCGCCCCCGGGGGCGCCCAGCCCCCAACACGUGGCCUGCGAGUGUUUCAAGGAGAACAAACCGGCCGAGGCCCCUGCAACGCCCAACGUCAAUUCUUCACCCAACAAUGGAGGCGAAACCAUCGAGGACUUGCACAACAAACAGCAAAAGGCUGGCACGGUGGAGGACGACGUCCUCAACUUCCUCAAGUACAAAGAAGACUUCAAGCGACAGAUGAACUUCUCAGGAAUGCUGUGCAGCUCUAUUAUGGAUCACAGCGACUUUCCCACCCUCGCGUCCACCCUGCCGUACUUCCACAUCAGCGACGAGUACCGGAUCUUCUCGCCCGAGGGGCUGCACCUCAUCGUGUGCGUGCACGGCCUCGACGGCAACUCGGCCGACCUGCGGCUCGUCAAGACAUAUCUGGAGAUGGGACUGCCAGGCGCCAACCUCGAGUUUCUCAUGUCGGAAAGGAAUCAGGGUGACACGUUUUCAGACUUUGACACUAUGACUGAUAAGUUAGUAGCCGAGAUUUUGUUCCACAUCGGUGCUUGCAGCCUGAAUCCGGCCAAGAUCAGCUUCAUCGGCCACUCCCUGGGCAACAUCAUCAUCCGCUCAGCUCUCACCAGGCCUCAGAUGAAGCCACUGCUCAGCAAAUUCCACACUUUUCUCUCUCUGUCCGGCCCGCACUUAGGCACCAUGUACAACUCCAGCGGCCUCGUCAACAUGGGCAUGUGGUUCAUGCAGAAGUGGAAGAAGUCGGGGUCGUUGCUGCAACUUUCGCUGAAGGACUCGCCGGACGUGCGGCAAACCUUUUUGUACCGGCUGAGCCAAAAGUCCAACUUGCACUGCUUCAAAAACAUUCUGCUCUGCGGCUCCAGUCAGGACCGAUAUGUGCCGCUCCACUCCAGUCGCAUCGAGCUGUGCAAAGCCGCUGUGAGGGACACCACGGUUCAAGGUGCCGCGUAUCGGGAAAUGGUGCACAACAUCCUGACGCCGAUCAUCAACAAGCCGGAGGUGACGUUUGUGCGGUACGACGUGCACCACGCGCUGCCCAACACGGCCAACUCGCUGAUCGGCCGCGCCGCGCACAUCGCCGUGCUCGACUCGGAGCUCUUCAUCGAGAAGUUCCUCGUCGUCACCGGACUCAAGUACUUCAGAUGAAAGGACGAACGCCGCCGAAGCAAAAGUGCUCCCCCCACCCCCAACCUGACCACGCGUCCCCCAAUGCGUCAAUCCUUUCACUGUUGAGUGCGAAUUCCGCCGAAGAAAAAGUAAAAAAAAAGUGACAGAUAUCGACGUUUUCGUGUUUCCUCCCGAGAAAUUAACUGAGACCAAAAACUUACACAAUUCUCUUUUGGUUGCUCAAAAAUUUUCUGCAAAAGGAAAAAGAAGACACCAAAAUUUAAAAAAAAUCCAAUCUCUUAAAUUGUUUUCUCGUUUGAAGGAAAAAAUAUGUUAAAAAUUAAAUGUAACGCAUUUUUCAUUCUUGUCCUUUCUGGAAAACCAAUUAAAGUAUGAAAUGUUAUAUAGAUUUACUAACGGAAUAAACAACAAUAAGUGUAAAACCCAGAUAUAUACGGAGAGCUUAGCGCUGAAUCGACAGAGCACAACAUACAGCUGUUUUGAACGGAGAAAGAAAACCUCGAAUCUAUUUUGACUCGGUAUUAUAUAUACAUGUAAACGUGACAACUUUUGACAAAAGAGAUUAAUUAUUAUGAGAAAAAAAAAUGUGUAUUUAUGGAUAAAAAAGUUGAAAAAUAUAUUUCGUAAAAAGAUGCAUAAUAUGUAACGUCGGUAUACAUUCGUAGGCGUUUAAAAUUUUAACAAAAACAUUUCCAGGAUGUAAAAUUUGAAACGACGAAAAAACGGCAGCACAAAACUUCCCUUUAACAGACAAGCAGAUUUGAACUGAAAAUAAAAAAUACGCAGGAAUUUGAAAAAAAGGAGCCGGACAGGUUUGACCAAAAUUUCUUAGAGUAAAUUUGUAAUUUCUUCCCAUAAAUAGUGGAAAUUAAAAAAAAAAUAAAGCUACGAAAGUGGUGCUUAUUUUUUAAAUUAUACUUUUUAGAUAGAAAUGAGCCUAAUUUAAAAAAUGGUUUCCUAAUUUGCUUGAUAAUAAAAUUAUAAUUUUGUUACUACUGGAUACGAAUUUAAAAAUGCUCAACUGCAAUAAUGCGAUUUCCUUCGGUCAAAGCUCAAGGUUUUAUCACGUCGCAUCCAAAACUUGAAAGAAGAAAUUUUUAAAGCAUCUCAAAAUUGGAAAAAGCGUGACUUCCUCUCUCUCUCACACAUACUUGUACUGCUUAAAAAAUUAUGACAAAGUUUUUUGAAAAGCUCAAAAACUUACGUAUAUCUCGUACUAAUUAUGUAUCAUUAAUUAAUUACUCAUUAAAAACACAACACACUUUAACCCGAAAACUAACGUUACCGAAACAAUUUUAUAUUGGUGGUCGUUUGAUGAAACAAGAAAAAAUAAUAUAGAAGAUAAUUUUAAAAGAGAGCGAAUGCGUAUGUUAUUGAUUGGUUAUUGUAUUAACAAAAAAAAUGUAUAAUAUUAAUUAUUAUUUGCAAAGUAGGAUUUUUGACAAAAAUCAAUGAGAUUGGUAUAAAAAAACUAAACUCAUACGCAACCUCUUGCUGUGAUUCACAACCGAUUACCACUGAUUACAUGUUGGACGACCAGGCAUGGGAUACGGUUGAAGACGGAAAGGAGCAUUGACAACAUUUUAUUACAGUUUAAUAAAAAUCUGUCAA
Molecule: messenger RNA, 6613 nt
Organism: Neocloeon triangulifer
Lineage: Eukaryota; Metazoa; Arthropoda; Insecta; Ephemeroptera; Baetidae
Product: protein FAM135A
Exons: 22
Coding region: 407-5020 (1537 amino acids)
Source: RefSeq, a predicted model, not a curated record